Molecule: messenger RNA, 1488 nt
Organism: Purpureocillium lilacinum
Lineage: Eukaryota; Fungi; Ascomycota; Sordariomycetes; Hypocreales; Ophiocordycipitaceae
Biological process (GO): transcription by RNA polymerase II
Source: RefSeq, a predicted model, not a curated record
AUGUUUGACACUCUCGCCGCUUCAGAAACAAGCGACUCGCCCAUGUCUCCGUCUCACGUGGGCUGCGGCUCCUGCCGCCAGUCCCAGGCUGGCAUCAUGGCCGCUAAGAGUGGGGCCCGCCGGAUGGCUCGCCGCCGCCCCGCCCGUGGGCAGAAUGAAACGCCUGUCUUUGUCAGCCGUCGUCACCGCAGACGUCCCAGCUUCAACCCUGCCAACGUCCACCAGUUCGUCACCCAGGUUCACAGCAUGGAUCCGACGCUCUUGAUCGGCGACAUCGUCGAGCGCGACUCCGAGUCGAGGAAACCCGUCCAGUUCUCCGCCCCCAAGCCGUCGUCCACCGGCUUCCCGCAGCACCGGCGACGAUGGAAGCCGUCGGCGUCCAAACAACAGAAAGCCGGCACUCAGCCCGACAAUGCGUCCAGCGCAGGGUCUGGCCCCGGCACCGUCGACUCCGGUGCCCCGGGCCAGCCAGUAACACAGAAGCAAGCGUUUGAGGAGGCAGAAAGGAGACGGAUCGAUUUGGAAAACCAACAGAAGCUCUCGAGCAUGUCGCCCCAGGAAAUCGCCCAAGCCCAAGAAGACAUCAUGACCGGCCUCAAUCCUGCGCUUAUCCAGCGUCUCCUCCAACGCGCCAACAUCGACGACCAGAAUGGUCCAUCGCCCUUUGAUCCUGUUCCAGCUCAACAGCAAGAGGCUGCGGCACCGCCUCCGGAGAUCAAGGUCGAGGCUCCGUCGAAAUCCACGGCGGUGACGUCGGCCUCUACCGAGACAAAGGCUACGAGCUCGUCGGUGCGCUCAUCCAAAAAAAUUGCGCCUGAUUACGACGAAGACCAAGCGCCGGCGCAGAUACCGUCCGACUUGUUUCCCAUCACCGACCAACCAAGCUCGACGCACUUUCCCGUCCCCGACGUCCCCGACCUCGAUCCAUCAGACCCUAAUUUCCUGCAAACUCUUCACGAGAAAUACUUUCCCAGCCUUCCCUCGGACCCGAGCAAGCUGGCGUGGAUGGCGCCGGUGCCUACCAAGGACAGCCAGGCAGACAAGGAGUCACCAUACUAUCCGCACCCUGAGAUUGGCGUCUCCGCAUUGAGGUUCGACUUUAGAGGACGAUUCCUGUCGCCCCGUGUCAGCCGGUCAAUACCGUCUACAAAAGGCCUGCACCACCACGGCGAGGCUCCGGAGGCAGCCGGAUACACCAUUGCGGAGUUGGCUCGCCUCGCAAGAAGCGCAGUCCCUGCCCAGCGGUGCAUGGCAUAUCAGACCUUGGGCAGGAUAUUAUACCGACUUGGGAGAGGCGAAUGGGGCAAAACGGAGAAUGAUCCCAUCGCAACGGGAGUCUGGGAUGCAGUCAAGAAGGGACGGGUGUUGGAGAGCUUGAUGGAGGCCGCAUCGGGCGAGGGUGGCCACCGUGGGAGCCGAGCAUAUGCAACGGAGGCUUUGUGGCUGUUUGAAAAGGGCGGUUGGAAGGAGACGCAUAAGGGACGUUGA